Odontomachus brunneus is the source of this 6124-nucleotide messenger RNA. Its product is annotated as POU domain protein 2-like. Bases 1614 to 3923 code for a protein of 769 amino acids. The transcript has 10 exons. NCBI's taxonomy places the organism in Eukaryota, Metazoa, Arthropoda, Insecta, Hymenoptera, Formicidae. Gene Ontology annotation, biological process: regulation of transcription by RNA polymerase II. The record is from RefSeq and is a predicted model, not a curated record. Gene Ontology annotation, molecular function: RNA polymerase II cis-regulatory region sequence-specific DNA binding; DNA-binding transcription factor activity, RNA polymerase II-specific.
GUAGGCGGCCAGGCGGGUGUACAUGAGUCCUCUAGUGUAGCUGCACACAUGCACGCGACAGCAUCUGACCGCCGUACCACCAGCCGCCGCAGCCGCAGCAACCGUAGCUACCGCCGUCGUAGCUCGUCGCGUGAACUCUCAUCCAAGCGUGCCUGCGAUCACGCCGUACGAGGGAGGCGCGUCGACAGGUUGAACCUGACUCAUCCGUCGGCAGGUCGUAAUAGUUGCUGGCGUCGGCGCUUUCUACCUGCGUUGCCAUCGGCUGUCUCGGCACGUUGCGUCGUGACGGAUCGGCGCUGAUCGUCACGUGUUAUUCACAAUGACGUGACGUCCUUACCAGGGAAAUACGGCGGCAGAAAGUAGUGAACCGGUGUAGUGACUCCUGACUCGCUAGUAGAAUUCGCGAUCAUUCAUGUUGACGAGGUAGUGCUUGUUGAUGACUUCGUCAGCCGGUGAUUCUAUCUCCGGCGCAUCAAUGACAGUCGCAAAUGACGUAGGCGCAAAGACUGCUUGUCGUUCCCAGUGUUUGAAGAGAGUGCGUAUCAUCGGGAAAGACAACUCGGUUAGACUCCAACCAGGCGGACUGACAGUUCGCGCCGGUGACAGCUGCACCGGUGUUCACGUGUUUUACGGCCGAUGCUUUAGAGUCGCCAGGCGGGAGCGCUGUUUUGGCCGAGAAACUGGAGUUGUCAGGAUGAAUUUGUGAUGAAGGUGGAGUUACUCGCCCAUAAUUAGCAACGACGCUCAAAUCUCUGGUGUUUCACGCGGUAGACAAAUCGUGUAUUGGUUAGUUACGUCUUAAACUGGAAUACUCACACCACCACCAUACUGAAAGAACGUGUACGUGACUGUGAGCAUCCUUAAUGGGUGUAUUGAGUUCUCAAGUGGACUGUGUUAUCGAAGAAUCAGAGACAUUGUUUAAAUUUGACGCGGACAUAGGAAAAUCUUGUUGACUAUCAUCCGCUGAAUGUCGCAAAGCACGGUCUUCGCACCAAGGACCAGCAAUUGGAACUACGGAUGUCCUCCACUUUGUUGGUCGAUCAAAUCGCACCUGGAGGCAACAUCUUCAAACUAUAUCUCGUCUUUUACAUAUUUUCAUGUACAUGAACAAGCGAUGAUAAUCGACGUAGGACAUUAAAUCAUCAGUGAACAGUCUUCUGCCGUGUAAACUGGCGCGAUCCUUUGUCGAAAGUAGAAUUCAGCAGGUGACCACGUUGGAUCUCGCGGCGUUGGCUGCCUACGGGGGCGUUUCGGGACCCAGGGUCGCGGUGGCGGGCACCGGGGUCCUCGCGCUACCCGGCCUGAUACCCGACAAGGGUUUAUCAUCGCCCGGAGGCCAGUCGAAAACGAAGUCCGCAGGGCUGGCGGGUCUCGACAGUGAGGCGGUGCGCCGGUGGGUCGCGGAGGCCGCGCGUACCGUCCGGCCGAUUCCGCCUCCGGUGAUAGUACCCGCGAGCUCUCCACAGCAGCAUCAGCAGCAACAACAUCAUCACCAUCGCCAACAGCAGCAGCAGCAGCAGCAGCAGCAUCACCAUCAUCAUUCCGCCCACAGACAGCGUCAGGAGGCCAGUCCACCGUCGGUAGGACUCUCUCCCUUCGUUCUGUCAGCAUCAAUGACGCAGACCCCCAGUAUGCAUUUGCUUGAGAAUAACAACUUGGUCGAGGUUGUCAUGGCCCAGCAGCAGCAACAGCAACAGUCCCAGCAGUCGUUGCAAAAGCAGAAGCAAACAAGCCCCACGAACAAUAAUACCAUCGAGCCUUGGCGACCGAAUCAGGGCGGGCAUCAGUGGUGGAGCCCGCUCAGUAGUGUUCAUCAGGAACAGCAGCAACAAAUAUCCUCCAUUGCACAGGUGUCCCAGCCGCAAAGUUUGGUGAUUGGAUCGGUGUGUGGCCAGGUGCAGAGGCAUCAGUCGCAAGUGCAAUCGGAGAUCGAUCAACCGCUCGACUUCUCCGUUGGCUCCCUCCAGCAGCAAAGGCUGCACUCGCGCGUGAGGACUAUGCACGAGAGACUUCAGGUUAGGACGCACGACAACAACAAUGGCACGGCGAGCGGCCAGAAAAUCAUCAGGGGAGACGUAAGCAGGCGAAGUUACAGUCCCAGUGAAGCUAGCACCAGCAGCAGCGAAGACGAGGGUGUCUCUACCGGCGGCAGCCCUUCGGGGCCUCUUCGGGGCGCCUCAGACUCGUGCGAACCCAUUGCGGAGCGACCUUACGGUAAAGUCUGGAUAGGCGACAGUGAGGUCGCGUGGCGGACCGACCAGUCUUUCAAGAGGACAUCACCCUUAAAUCCCUGUGCCACAACGACUACCACGACGACGACAGGUGGUGGGCCACUGGCACAUCCCCACCUGUCGCCACCCAUAGCAGCCCCUGUUACCACCCCCGAUCACAGAAGCCCCAGUAGCAUGCAUGCGAAGCUUGGCAUCUCGCCCGCAAGCGACGCACUCGGCCGAAUCGAUAAGGAGCCAGCCUCGCCGGAAUCCAUACAAGAUGCGGAUAUACACGGCGAAGUCGAUGGCCCAGAGCUCAGUGGUGAUGAUAGGAGUAUCGCAAGUGACAUCCAAGACGCCACUGAGGAGCACCUCGAUAAUGACUCUAUGGGAUCAGACAGGGAGGCUCUCAACCUGGUCACAGAUGUAUCGCAUCGAAACAGUAGUAGCGGUACUAGCGGCAGUGCGUCCUCACCGAGUUCGGGAGUUAGCAGCCAGCUGACCGGCAGUCAUCAGCAACAGCAACAACAGCAACACACGUCCAGUCAACAGAACAACAGUAAUUCGCAAGCCGCACUAGCCGCUCAACUGGUCAGCCAGCAGUUAUUAAUACAUGGCUCUCUCCCAUUGGGACCCCAGGAAAUCCAAGCGCUUGCCACGACGAUACAACAACAGCAACAGUCGUUACAGCAACAAUUGCAACAAUUUGCCAUGUUCCAGCAGGCCAAUCCAGCUGCGGGACAACUUCCGGCGCAGGCACAGUUCUUCCUCCAGAAUCAGGGGCUGUUGCAGAGCGGUGGCUACCCAACAAGAUCGAGUCAUCCGCGCUCACAGUCCAUGCAGGUACAACAAGCAGUAGCGCAGGCAGCCCAGCAGUUGCAAGCGCUACAGAAGCAGCAAGCUCUUCAAAGUAGUGGCAGUUUAGUUGGGCGAACCUUGGCGCAGCAAAGAACACCGCCACCGUCCGGUACCCCACCAGCGGUAAAAGCUCCACCAGCAAGACUAGACCCUUCCCCGGAUGAAACAACGGAUCUUGAAGAGUUAGAACAGUUUGCCAAGACAUUCAAACAGAGGCGAAUCAAGCUCGGUUUCACUCAAGGAGAUGUAGGACUCGCUAUGGGAAAACUCUACGGCAAUGAUUUUUCUCAAACUACCAUCUCUAGGUUCGAGGCGUUGAAUCUUUCUUUCAAGAAUAUGUGCAAAUUGAAGCCACUAUUGCAAAAGUGGUUGGAAGAUGCCGAUAAUUCCCUGAACAAUCCCAAUUCUCUGACGAAUCCACUUACGACACCGGAAGCAAUUGGCAGGCGGCGGAAGAAAAGGACAUCAAUAGAAACGAGUGUGAGAGUGGCGCUGGAGAAAGCCUUUAUCCAAAAUCCAAAACCCACAUCUGAAGAAAUAACUUUACUAGCGGAUAGCCUCGCAAUGGAGAAGGAGGUGGUUCGCGUUUGGUUCUGUAAUCGAAGGCAAAAGGAGAAGAGAAUCAAUCCUCCAACGGCAGCAAUGGGAAGUCCAACUUUAGCGUCGCCUGCGCCCUCGGUGUUCGCCUCUCUUGCUGGUUCCAUGUCCGGCUCACCUCUCGCUCUUACGACACAUUCUUCCGGCGUAGGUCAUUCACAUUCUCACCAGGCACCUUUGGGCUCGCCUUUGCCCUUGGCUCUGGUAGCUUCGGGAGGUGGAAACUACCAUCCAUUGAGCGGCAAGUCUCAUGAGUGACACCAGCAAGCGACCCAUCAAGGGGACGCUCUCUAUCAUCAGCACCAUCAUCAACAGCAGCAGCAGCAGCAGCACCACCACCAUCAUCACCACCAUCAUCAGCAACAACAACGACGCUUGUGCAAUCUACCAGAGUUCUAUCAUUAGCCGAUGAUCCGAUCUCACGAAGCAGUUAAUCGAAAUAACAUGUGGCAUGUUAGUUUGAGGUAAUGUACUUCAGCAAGAGAUCACGAUCAUCGGUAGUAUAUGGGAUCUGGUACCGAACGGAUGUAUAGCACAAGCAAUGAGGAAUUCUCAUUGAUUACAUUAUUACGACACGUUCGAUACAUCACGAUACAUGACGAUACGCGACGAUAUAUCAAGGUGACGCCUUGCGAACUAAAAUAAUACAAGAAGAAAGUUUGAGGUAGAAAUAAUCGAUUUUUGUGGAUAGAAGCGAGUAAAGGAUGAGAGUAUAAGUGCAUCAUUAAUGAAUCCUCUGAACAUGGUAUAACUUCUACCGAAUCUACUGAAGAGUAUACGAAGACACGCUGCGUUUUGAAGAGAAAACGAGUGGUACAUGAAAUUCUAGCAUAAUAAAAACAAAAUCUUUUUAUUGAUAACAUGUUUUCAAUUGGCAACUAUUAGCGAUGGUUAUUGCCGAUAUAGUCGUGGUACAUGCCAAUUAUAUGAGAAAAGUAUCAGUAAAGUUAUUUUAGUUGCAAAAAGUUCUUGUGAGUAGUGUGAGUAAUGUCAGAUUUUGUGAUUCGACUCGAGUCUUUUAACAAAUCUUACAUCUUUCCUUUAAUCGCAACGGUGUUCGUCAAAUUAUGUCAAAUUAAAACACGUAUUUUUACGAACAUCUUUCUAAUAAUAGAGAAAAAAUAUAUAAUUCUAUAUAAUUGCACAAAAUUAUUUUGUGAUAUUAUAUAGAAUAUUUUCUUGCAGUAUCUUUUACAUUUCGUAAUAUUUUUUUACAAGACCGUUUUAUAUCAUGUUUUUGUUAUGUUUUAAAAAUGACAAUUAUUUAUGUUUACGAUCGUCACUUGGAUCUUUUUUUUAAUUAUUUCAUUGACUAAAUCAUUUCUGACUGAAGAUGAUAUUUGUAAAAGUAUAUCUACAUUAAAAUCUGAAAAUUCUUUAUGUAUAAAAUCGGCUAUAAUGGUUGGCUCAAAGAAAAGCACAUUUAACAUAGUUUGAAAACUGUAUUACCAUUCCUUAUAAAAUGUAAUGUUAUUUGAUAAAACAAGAAUACUUAGCGACCGGUGUUCAACAUAUUAUGCUGAGAACUUUCCAAAAAGCAUGAUCAAAGUCAGCUUUUCCUAUUUGAUUUCAAUCUGAUCUUUAGAAACACAAUAUACUUUGUAAAAUUACGACGAAUGAGCAACAUUUACAUGGCAACAUUCAUACGAUUAAAGCCAGUCAAGUAAGUUUAGUAAAAAAAGAAAUAUGAACAUCUAACGCACGUUUUCUUUUCUUAUCCAGUAAUUUUCGAGAAUAUCUUCUUCGGCGACGCUCUUGGCGUCUCCGUGGUAAGCAGGGUUACAGCAAUGCAUCUCAAUGGCAAAAUGCGGCGAGGUCCGACAAUACAAUUGUACAUAUACACACGUAGGCGUGUCUGUCACAUUAUCGUACAUAUCCGUGUCACAGGGCUGUAUAUAUGUGAGUUAACACCACCGAAGACUGUCGAGAAUGCGAGGCGACUCUCGUAUCUUGCUGUUGAGUGAGUCGCGUGAUAUUCCCACGUAGUGCUGAGCUAAUCACGAUUGAUACGCGCGACGUCAUAAUUCAUGCCAAAGUAUAUUGUUGUGAGGUACAUUAAGUAUUAUAUAUAGUUGUGUGUAUAUUCGAGAACGGUGGUAUCUCGUAGACAUUUCGGAGGCAACGUGUCGCAACGUCGCGAGCAAGAGUACUCGCAUUCUUGAUAAAAAAUUUGUUUCGACAGUCGUGAGUGAUAGUUAAUAAUAUUGUAGAUAACGGCAAUGAGGUAAUACGUAACAUGUAUAUACGGUAUACGCACUACACCUGCGAAUAUACGCUAUACAUAUGUAUAUAGCGUACGUACAAUUUAUGUAUAUCUGUGCAUCGAGAUUGACGAAUUCCGAAUUGAAGGAUUCCAGAAUUCAGGACAAAUUUUUAAGAAAGACUCCUUCUUUUUUAUAAAUUACGCAACAGCGUACAAAUAAUGUAUUUUAAUCGAAAAAAUAAAUUUGGAAAUUAUA